Molecule: messenger RNA, 528 nt
Organism: Penicillium cataractarum
Lineage: Eukaryota; Fungi; Ascomycota; Eurotiomycetes; Eurotiales; Aspergillaceae
Exons: 3
Coding region: 1-528 (175 amino acids)
Source: RefSeq, a predicted model, not a curated record
AUGGAGCCAGAACAGCAGCCAGGCAGUGGCGGCUCUCGCAGGUCCGGAGCCGUUUCGACUACCUGCCGGUCCCGUACGCCGCCGCCGGCUACCCCGAACCCGUCGUCGCUCAUGGAGAUUUCGUAUGCCUUCGACUCAUCCCAUGAUCACUCGCUCACGAGCCCGCGAUGGACAGCCCGUUUCCCAGCUUGCUCGCUUGUACGAGGCCAGUUCUCGAGUACUACGUCCCUCGACAACGAUCGAGACGUCUCAGGUGACAUCGACAGCGAGGCAGAGACUGAUACCGGCUCUUUCCACGGUAUUCUGCCUUCCACUCGUUGCCAUGAAGGUCGAGGAUGGUCUCCAUGUCACCCACAGAGCCAACACUUUGCCAUCUACGAAGAUCCGUCAGGCCAGCCAACCCCCCAGGCUCUCACCCCAAUCCUAUAUUCCGACUCAGAUGAGGAGAAGGAGAACUCUUAUGGCUCUUCUGAAUCUGACGAGGAAGAAGCGAACGCCGAUUCUACCUCCAGCUCUGAUGAGGAGUGA